Molecule: messenger RNA, 4162 nt
Organism: Myripristis murdjan (pinecone soldierfish)
Lineage: Eukaryota; Metazoa; Chordata; Actinopteri; Holocentriformes; Holocentridae
Gene: adpgk2
Product: ADP-dependent glucokinase 2
Exons: 7
Coding region: 66-1556 (496 amino acids)
Biological process (GO): glucose metabolic process
Cellular component (GO): endoplasmic reticulum
Molecular function (GO): ADP-specific glucokinase activity
Source: RefSeq, a predicted model, not a curated record
ACCGCACUCUCCGUUCAGCAUCGCUCAGCAAACAGCGCCAGCGUCUGUAGCCAGCUAGCCCAACGAUGGAGGGGAGAAGAGGGGUUUCAUUCAUGAAAUAUGGGUCCGUUUUGUCCCUUUUCGUGGUGUUGUUAGCCUACUGGUUCCGGUCGCCGCAGAAAGCAGUGCUGGACAACCGGCUGGACGCCGUCCUGUCCUCCUUACUCCGGGCUGAACGCAAAGUCGGGGUGAACAACGCCGCCAAGCCAAAAGUAGCCGUUGGUUUCGGUGGAUGUGUGGACCUGAUAGUGGACGGCGUGUCAUUGCUGAACAAGAUAGGUCUGUCCUCCACAGACCAGCCCCUACAUCAUGACUACAUAGAGAAUGCUCAGCAGCUGGCCCAGAGCUUUGCCUACUUCUUUGCCCCGGGAGCUGCUGCAGAGCGUUUUGUGAUGAACGACACUCUUUUCAGUGAGCUGGUCGAGGCGUCCCGUGAGUUGCCUGGCAACAGGUGGACAGUGGGUGGCAAUGCCCCUGUAAUGGCUGGUCGCAUGGCAACCGAGGGAUGUGACGUGUUGCUAGGGGGAAGCUUCAGCCCUGACUUCACUGAUGUCCUGUCCCAGCACAUCACAGUGGCCGGUAACACUGUGGAGGAGCCAGACAUUCAUCUGAUCCUGGAGUAUCCAUCUGGAGCCAGCUGGGGGCCCUACACCUCACGCAGAGCCAACAGGUACAUAGUCCAUAGUGAUGACCACAACCCCUACCUGGACUCUAUGGAACAUUUUGCUGAGAAGCUCAAAGACUUCAAUGCAGAUCUACUGGUGGUGGGUGGGCUGCAGAUGAUGGACAGCUUCCCCUUCCAGCCAGGUGAGCGUAAGGCUCUCCUCUCCCGCCUGGCCACCCUCCUGUCCACCUCUUCUCCGCAGAUUGGUGUCCAUUUUGAAAUGGCCAGUUUUGUAGAAGAGGACCUAAUGGAAGACCUCCUUCAACUCGUCAUCCCCCAUGCGGACUCUUUAGGGAUGAAUGAACAGGAGCUUCCCAACCUCCUCAGCCUGCUGAAGGGCUCCAACAUCACGGUGCUCUCUGAUCCCAACCCUCGUGUAGCUACUGUCCUUGACCAGAUGAGAGAGUUGUAUCGCCUCAUCAACCAGCGCUACAAGGACAUGGGGGACGCUGAUGAGGAAAAUGGCACAAACAGUGCAGGUGCCAGGGCCAAGCCGCUGACCCGGCUCCACGUCCACACGCUGGCUUUCCAGGCCAUGAUUGUGAAACGUGGCUCCCAGUGGAAGAACACCAUGUCUGCCACCGCCAAGGCCUCGCUGACAGCCUACCGCCACGUCUGUGGCUCUGUCGACAUCGACCCCAGUAAAGCACGGCUCAUCAUGGAUGACUCGUUCUCCAUUAGCCGGCAGGAGGGCAGCCAGCGUAUCCCUCUGCAGGAGACCAGGCCUGUCAGCUGUUGGGACGAGGAAGACUACCAAAUCUGUGUGGCGCCAGUGCUGGUGUGCACUGAGGUUUACCAGACUGCAGGAGGAGGGGACAACAUCUCAGCUGCUGGACUGGUGCUGCAGAUCUAAAGAAGGAAACUGAAUUCUUUAUCUGUGUAUGAGGUUAACAAGAUGUUAGUAAUCAGUGUGGCUAGGGAAACUUGAUUUAGGUGUGACACGAAAUGGCCAUUGGUGGCAACUAUGGCUACCACUUGAGGUCAGCUAAUGCUACCCACCCUUUCAGCUGAUGUCCCACAGGAGUUUAUAGGGAAAAGUGAUUAGUAUCACUUAUUGUUGUCAUGUUGGGUUACAGUGAUUUGGCAGUCAGGUGAGACAACUGGGUUUUAAAUAUAUACGGGUUCAGCUACUAGCUGGAUUUUUGAGGCAGAUAAAACAGAGGGGCAGUGAAAAGGCUGUACAAUCAAAGGGGCGGUAUUGUAAGUUGAGUGGCCGUUCCUAAACAGCCUUAUGUGGAUAUUUGAAUGUGCGUACAUGCAUGUCAAGGGUGGGUUUGUGGAGGGGGUCAGUGAUUUCAUCCUCCUUUUAUUAAUGCUAAAUGGAUAAGAAUAUAUUCUUUGAGGAAGUGCAGAGUCCUAUAUGCAUCCAGUUUGUCUGAUUUCCAGAGCAAACACUCUUGACUGAGCAAACACUGUCCUGCUGUGUUCCACUUCAUAUCAGAAACCCAAAGAUUCAGCAACUCUGCCAAGUCAUUGUAGUCCAUCCUCUCACUGAAUUGCCUAUUUCUCCAGAGAAUCAUGAGCCUCUAGGAGAGUUAGGCCUCAGCAGGGAUGACAUAAAGAGGGAAGGGGCAAGGAUAAAGUCAUGUAGACAGCAGGAUAUGCUAUUUGACACUUGGUAGCGGUAGUGGUACACUAGAUAAUGGGUUUUUCCUGUCUAGUUCCAGGUCAGAAAACCCUAAUCUCUCAAGUCGCAAUUAAUCAAUGAGUCAAAAUCUCUAGGUCUGUCCAGUGAGCAGAGCUUUAGUCAUCAUUGCUUUACCACUGAGGCAUUUCCAGAGGGAGCCAACCUGAGGCCUGGAAAGUUUACAGAUGCUGUCAGUGCCACAACUUAGUUAAAAGGCUCUACCCCUGCCUCUUCCUUCUCCACUCUCAUUCCAUUCUCAAAAAUAAAGGAUAUAUUAAUAUCCAGAAAGCCAGCAAGGUGGUGGCGUAUCUCACACGUUCCUGAGGUGAUCAGCUCCUUUCAUCCGGAUUGGAAACUUCCCAUAACAUGUGAAUGAUUAGCAUUCAGGUUUUGAGUGUGUUUGAUUUUUUUUAUGGUGUAAGAUUGUCAUUCCUCUGUGUUCCCAUUGCAGUGCAAUAGUACAAAAGCAGUGUUUAGUGACCACUGUUAGUAGCUGGGUUUGAUGUUGCAAGUUUCCCCUCUAGCUCCAUCUUCUCUUUCUUCUCUUCUUCUUAUAUUUUACCUUUUCAACCUAUCCACUGUCUUCCUUUUUCUGCCUCUUCUCUGUACUGACCAAUGUUUGAGUCUUUUACUUUUUGCUCUCUCUGUAGCUCUUGAAGGACCAAAUAAGUGGCAUGGACUGUCCCAAACGACUUCCCAGUGAGGGAGAAGUCUGUUGAUGGCAGCUGGUUCUCACAUUUUAUGGCUGGAUGGAUAUACUGGAACAGAAAAUCUGUUGUUGUUGUUUUUGUCUGUGUAGUUUUAUGAAUUUUGCAUUAUUGAACAGCAAAGUGGAUACAGAGGUGUUAGCAUACGACUCGAGACUUUGAACGUGACUUGAACGCAGGGUGUCACUAGUCCAUGAUACACCCUGCAGAGCCACAGAUCUCACACCGUGCAAUAUUAAGCCUUCAUCUCAGUCACAGAAGGAUUUACAGCCACCUUUCCUCUUCUUUGAAUCCAGCUCAGCAUGAUGUUCCAUUUCCUUUCUGUGUGUUUGUUCUACUGGAGGUCACCAGUGGUCAGGCCUUGACCCAAUUCCCAUUUCUUUUCUCACACACACACUCAUCCCAAAGCCACUACUUCAUGAAUUCCUAUCUCGAAUGUAAUGCGGAGAUAAAAAGCAGAGGUGACAGUAUGGCCUCGUCUCUCAGGGGCCAAGUUCAUAGUCCUUUCAUUCCUUCAGGUUUGGGAUCAGUUCAGUUUAACACUGGCCACAUCAGAAUGUGACUUUUACUUUAAAAACAAACAAAAAAAAAAAACAAUAAAUUAAAUGGUAAUGCUGACAAUUUAAAAUAUAUUUUAGCUCUGUUUAUUUACUGUACAGGUUGGGCUUAAAUGGGACUGAUGCCAAUUCUGACUUCAUUAGUUUUCUCAUUUUUAAGGAAACAGGCAUUCCAUCAUGGAUCCAACUUCCCAGUCAUUGAGUUCCUGAAUGUUCUUUAAAAGUAUACCUUGACAUUUAAGUUGACUAUUUUUCCUCACCUGGACAAUUCAACUAUUGUUUUUUUAUAGGUUUUUUGUUCUUGAUUUCUCAGUGGCUUUUCUGCUAGCGCUUCCCAUUGGGUUUCAGUGGUGAAUGCCAGCAAGUCAUUUUGUUACAAUGCAGCUACCGUCAGGUCAAGAAAAAUUAAAACUUUAAAGGUAAAGGUAUCCAUAAGGGAAUGUUUUUUUCCUAUGUAACAAGAUGGUCUUGUUUUCAUGCUGCUCUUGGACUAUGUUGAUGACAAAUGAGCCUUUUAUUUUCUGAUUUUGUGUGUUUAGUAAAAAAAAAAAAAAAAAAAAAAAAAAAA